This is a messenger RNA of Olea europaea var. sylvestris, 2811 nucleotides long. RefSeq names its product LRR receptor-like serine/threonine-protein kinase FLS2. The transcript has 2 exons. The coding region runs from base 1 to 2799 and encodes 932 amino acids. Gene Ontology annotation, biological process: protein phosphorylation. Gene Ontology annotation, molecular function: protein kinase activity; protein binding; ATP binding. NCBI's taxonomy places the organism in Eukaryota, Viridiplantae, Streptophyta, Magnoliopsida, Lamiales, Oleaceae. The record is from RefSeq and is a predicted model, not a curated record.
AUGCCUCGGUAUGCAGCUGGAUUGGAGUCACCUGCAAUUCGCGCCACCAGAGUUGCAGAGUUGGAUCUUUCAAACAUGGGAUUAACUGGUAGUAUCCCUCCGAAGUUGGGAAACCUAUCCUUUCUAAUUUACCUUAAUCUUAGUGGCAACCGUUUUCAUGGCGAACUUCCAGGUGAGUUAGCUCACUUACGCCAGUUAAAAUUCAUGGAUAUUAGUGUCAACGAUUUUUCUGGGGGGAUACCACCAAGUCUUGGUCUAUUACCAAAUCUUGAACGGUUGAUUAUUGCUAACAACUCUUUUGAAGGAGCCAUUCCAUCUUCACUCUGUAACCUGUCGAGGCUGGAGAUCCUGAACAUGGACUUCAAUUUUCUUCAAGAACAGAUCCCAUUAGAUAUUGGUAAUCUUGGUAGCCUAAAAAUUUUGAGAAUGAGAAGCAACAGAAUUUCUGGUUUUUUACCAAGAUCAAUAUUACAGAUCUCUUCACUAGAAAUUAUGAAUCUUCAGGACAAUUUCUUGUCCGGCAAUAUUCCAGAAGACAUGUGCCAUAAUGUAACAAAACUCAGAUUUCUGUCGCUCGCAUCUAACAGCCUAAAUGGCCAAAUUCCACUGGAUAUAUCAGAAUGCACAGAGCUUCAGGUAUUGGACCUGUAUAGCAACAAAUUAACAGGACUCAUUCCAAGAGAAAUAGGGAAUCUGACUAUGCUUGAGGUGUUAAAUCUUCGCUCCAACAUUUUAGAAGGCACUAACGCACAAAAUAAUGUCGCAGGCUUUAUACCCCAGGAGCUUGGAUAUCUUCAUGGAUUGGAAGAACUAGAUUUGUUUAAUAAUAGCUUGAGGGGCUCUAUUCCAGACAUCCUCUUCAACAGCUCGAGUUUAAGAACGUUAAGUCUCGCCCUUAAUUCCCUUUCAGGCUCUCUUCCAUCAAGUAUAGGCAAUAACAUGCCUAAUCUUGAAGUGCUCUAUCUUGACCUAAAUAACCUCACAGGAGUUUUCCCCAACUCUCUCUCAAAUUCUUCGAAGCUACGGGAUCUAGACCUUUCUGUAAAUCAGUUUACUGGUCUAAUUCCCAAUAGUCUUGGUAACCUAAAAUUCCUCCAAUCUCUCUAUCUCCAUCACAACAAUUUGGAAGCUGAUCAAGAGCUGAGCUUCAUCACUUCCUUGACCAGAUGCAGACAUCUAAGACAAAUUUUAGUCGGUUUCAAUCCUCUUAAAGGCAUCCUUCCAGAAUCCAUUGGGAACAUCUCUAACCUUGAUUACUUUGAGGCGAGUUAUUCUGAACUUAAGGGUGGCAUACCAAAACAGAUAAGUAACUUGAGCAACUUGAUAAUAAUAAACUUAUCUGACAAUGAUUUGAGUGGAUUUAUUCCAUAUGAAUUCAAUGGUUUGCAGCAGCUGCAGGUAUUAUACUGUCCGUUCAACAACAUAGGAGGAAUAAUUCCAACGAGUCUUUGUCAUUUGCCAAACUUGUAUCAACUGUCCCUGACCCGAAAUAAAAUUCUUGGAGCAUUGCCUGAAUGCUUAGGCAAUGUUACUUCUCUAAGAAAGCUUUUUCUUGGUUUCAACAAAUUAACAUAUAGCAUACCUGCAAGCCUUUGGAAUCUUAAAGAUAUCCUGUAUUUCGAUCUGUCCUCAAAUCUCUUGAAUGGAUCCCUACCACCUGAAGUUGCAAGAUUACAGGCUGUAAUUGAAUUAAAUCUAUCAAAGAAUCAGUUCUCAGGCUAUAUUCCAAGUACAAUAAUUAAGUUACCAAACUUGAUCUAUCUGUCUUUGGCUGAUAAUAAAUUUGAAGGAAGUAUUCCAGACUCCAUGGGGAAAUUGAUUAGUUUAGAAAAUCUGGAUCUAUCCAACAACAGUCUCACUGGCAUGAUCCCAAGGUCACUCGAGGCCCUUCAACAUCUAAUGUAUUUCAAUGUAUCGUUCAACAAAUUAAGUGGAGAAAUUCCAAGUGGAAGGCCCUUUGAGAAUUUCACUUACCUUUCUUUCUUGUCAAAUGAAGCUAUUUGUGGUAAACCUCAAUUCCAUGUCCCACCUUGUCGAGUUAAUUCUUCGCCCAGAUCAAAGAAUAAGAAAGUGGUGUUGGCUGUACUUAUUCCAAUAACAACUGCAUUGGCAGCAGCCACCUUGGUCAUCAUACUUUUGUGGUUAAGAUACCGACUAAGACAGGUUCAAGCUCAGGCUGAUUCAAUACCUGAUAAAAUGCUUCAAAGAAUUUCGUUCUAUCAACUUCAACAAGCAACUGAUGGGUUUAACGAUAGAAACUUGCUUGGCAGAGGAAGUUUUGGAUCAGUUUUCAAAGGAUCACUCACUGAUGGGACAAUUGUUGCCAUAAAAGUGUUUCAUUUGCAAUUGGAAGGUGCAUUCAAGAGUUUCGAAAUAGAGUGUGAAGUGUUAAAGAACCUUCGUCACCGGAAUCUCACCAAAGUUAUCAGCAGCUGUUCCAACCUUGAUUUUAAGGCCUUAAUCCUUGAGUACAUGCCUAAUGGGAGCCUAGAAGAGUGGUUGCAUUCUGAUGGUCAUUCCUUGGAUGUUAUUCAGAGAUUGAACAUUAUGACAGAUGUAGCACGUGCAAUUGAGUAUCUCCACCACAGUUACUCAACUCCGGUUGUUCACUGUGACUUGAAGCCUAGCAAUGUCUUGCUAGAUCAAGAUUUGGUUGGACAUGUGAGCGACUUUGGCAUUGCAAAACUGUUAGAAGAGGAAGAAACUAUUAAGCAUACCACGACCCUAGCUACAUUUGGUUAUAUGGCACCAGGUGAGUCUUGUGGCUUUCAUUAUGCUUCAAAUAUUAUAUCCUCCUGAAAAAUAGUUAAA